CUCCACUCCACUCUAAUUAAAUCUGGACUGCACCACCGUUCCCUUUUCUUCCCUUUCUCUCUCCUCUCUCAUCCAACCAUAUCGCCCCCUCUCUCUCUCUACUACUGCUCCCAAUCUGUCGUCCUGCCAUGCGGAUCCGCCGGCGAGCUUCUUCCUCGCUGCCUCUUUCUCCAGAUCCAUCACGCGCAUCGCGAAAUGGGAGCCUUGGAGGCGAAGGCAGGGAAGCUGGAGAGGGGGAAAAGUUGCACCCGGUUGGGGAUCGGUAUCGUUAUGAUUUAGGGGGGAGGCGUUGCAAUGGACUGCCUGCGACUUGUUCGAGUCCAUGCUCAGAUUCGGGGAGCCACCGCCGCAGUGACAGUAGCGGAAGCAGUAGUAGUAGUGCGCAACGGGGAAGAGGGAAAGAUGGGAUCAAUAGCGGCGAGACGAUGAGUGGCAGUUCAGUCGCAGUAGAUCAUGGAAAUGGGUCAGGGGGAGGAAAGACCAAGGGGAAGGCGAAGGCGAGAGCCGGCGCUGGCCUGGCUUCUGCUAGCAGUAGUUGCACUAUGGUUGUUCAUGAGGAAACGGAUAAAGGGCUGAAUUUGAACGGGAAGAAACGGCAGCGGAGGAGCCCGGCGGUGCUGAUGGAGGGUUCACGGUGCAGCCGCGUGAAUGGAAGGGGGUGGCGGUGCUGCCAGCAGACGCUCGUCGGCUACUCUCUCUGCGAGCACCAUCUUGGCAAAGGACGGCUCAGGAGCAUGAGCGCUUCCGCGAGAGGUCAAUUGGGGACGAGUAAGCCUAGAUGGGGCAGCGUCGAUGCAAGGAACGGUACCACUUUAUCCCGCCAUCAAAAGGUGGAGGAGGAAUUAGAGGAAGUAAAGCAAAGGCUGCAGCAGUCGGAUGAUGAUCCCUGCAAUAUUGCUAUCACUGAUAGUAAUGGAGCUGAUAAGAUAGCAGAAGAAGAGGGGGAUGAGGCGGAGAUGACGAGUAGCAAGAGGAAGAAGAUUGGAGUGGUGAAGGCUCGGAAAAUCAGUAGUUUGCUCGACUAUUCUGACCACUCGAUGCUGUCACACGCGCAGGAAGUUGCCUUGUUGCCUUCAACUAAUGGCAUUGGCAACGAUGAACAUUCAAGACCUCUCCACUAAACACCAGUCUUUGAAGUGAAUGAGGUGUGGAGCCUUCAAUCUGAUGGUGUGAAGCUGUCACUAGGUACAUCAAGCUUUUGCUUCUACCAAGGUUUUAAAUUUUAUUUCUACCCUUUACUUUUCGAUGCAAAUGUGUAGGG
Molecule: messenger RNA, 1261 nt
Organism: Zingiber officinale
Lineage: Eukaryota; Viridiplantae; Streptophyta; Magnoliopsida; Zingiberales; Zingiberaceae
Exons: 2
Coding region: 129-1121 (330 amino acids)
Source: RefSeq, a predicted model, not a curated record